This is a messenger RNA of Lolium rigidum, 1261 nucleotides long. Its product is annotated as alcohol dehydrogenase 3-like. The record is from RefSeq and is a predicted model, not a curated record. Gene Ontology annotation, cellular component: cytosol. Bases 100 to 1239 code for a protein of 379 amino acids. Gene Ontology annotation, biological process: formaldehyde catabolic process. NCBI's taxonomy places the organism in Eukaryota, Viridiplantae, Streptophyta, Magnoliopsida, Poales, Poaceae. Gene Ontology annotation, molecular function: S-(hydroxymethyl)glutathione dehydrogenase [NAD(P)+] activity; zinc ion binding. The transcript is spliced from 9 exons.
CUUCCUCACCAACGUCUAAUCGACGGACUGCGUAGUGCAAACAGAGCAACCAAAUCGAUCUUUCUCUUCCAGUACUUGGAGCUAGAGAUCUAUACAGCAAUGGCGACCGCCGGGAAGGUGAUCAAGUGCAAAGCUGCGGUGGCAUGGGAGGCCGGGAAGCCGCUCUCGAUCGAGGAGGUGGAGGUUGCUCCGCCGCAGGCCAUGGAAGUCCGCGUCAAGAUCCUCUACACUGCCCUCUGCCACACUGAUGUAUACUUCUGGGAAGCCAAGGGCCAAACACCGGUUUUUCCUAGGAUCCUAGGCCAUGAGGCUGGAGGCAUUGUUGAGAGUGUUGGAGAAGGCGUGACCGAGCUCGUGCCGGGUGACCAUGUCCUCCCGGUGUUCACCGGUGAAUGCAAGGAGUGUGCCCAUUGCAAAUCAGAGGAGAGCAACUUGUGUGACCUCCUCAGGAUCAAUGUGGAUCGGGGUGUGAUGAUCGGUGAUGGACAGUCCCGUUUCACCAUCAACGGGAAACCGAUCUUCCACUUCGUUGGGACCUCCACCUUUAGCGAGUACACUGUGAUCCAUGUCGGGUGCCUUGCGAAGAUCAACCCAGAGGCACCCCUUGACAAAGUUUGUGUUCUGAGCUGUGGUAUCUCAACUGGACUUGGCGCCACGCUAAAUGUUGCGAAACCAAAGAAGGGUUCAACGGUGGCAAUUUUUGGUCUUGGAGCUGUUGGCCUUGCUGCCAUGGAAGGGGCCAAGAUGGCUGGUGCAUCAAGGAUCAUUGGCGUGGACUUGAACCCAGCAAAAUAUGAACAAGCUAAGAAAUUUGGGUGCACUGACUUUGUGAACCCCAAGGACCAUACCAAGCCCGUGCAAGAGGUGCUUGUGGAUAUGACCAACGGUGGAGUCGACAGUGCCGUCGAGUGUACUGGCAACAUCAACGCCAUGAUCUCCGCCUUUGAAUGCGUUCACGAUGGGUGGGGUGUAGCCGUGCUGGUGGGUGUUCCGCACAAGGAGGCGGUGUUCAAGACCCACCCGAUGAAUUUCCUGAACGAGAGGACACUGAAAGGCACCUUCUUCGGCAACUACAAGCCACGUACCGACCUUCCUGAAGUCGUCGAGAUGUACAUGAGGAAGGAGCUGGAGCUAGAGAAGUUCAUCACACACAGUGUGCCAUUCUCGCAGAUCAACACAGCGUUUGAUCUCAUGCUCAAGGGGGAGGGCCUGCGAUGCGUCAUGAGGAUGGACGAGUAGAUGACCUCUUUUCCGUUGUAUC